UAGUUUUACUUUGAAAAUCCAGAGGUGGUGUGGGAAUUCUUUCACUUCCGUGUCACCCUACAGGAGCAGAAGUUGUCAAAGUAAACAGCAACGAUAGCUAAUUACAAGAUGUCUAAUAAAGAAGUGAAAGCAGCACUAAAGAGUGCCAGAGAGGCCAUCAAAAACAAAGAGUUCAAAGAGGCUCUAAAACACUGCAAGGCUGUUUUGAAACUUGAGAAGAACAAUUAUAAUGCAUGGGUAUUCAUCGGCUUGGCAGCCAGUGAACUCGAGCAACCAGAUCAGUCCCAGACAGCCUAUAAAAAAGCUGUGGAGCUGGAGCCUGAGCAGCUUCUGGCAUGGCAGGGCUUGGCAAACCUUUAUGAAAAGACUGAUCAGUGGGAUUUCAAAGUUGAGCUACCUAAUAUCUACCAGAAGCUUGUUGAGCUGUAUGCAAGCUCCGACAAAAAUAAAUGUUAUGAGAUCAUCAGUAAGCUGUCAGAAAUCUAUCAGUCUGAAAAAGAAUAUUUAAAGUUGGCAAAGGUUUGGCUGCAGCUCAUUCAGGUGAAGGAGGAAGAGGCUGUGGAUAAGAAAGAGCUACUGCAGCUAUGGCAACAGAUGACGCAACUCCUCUCAGACUGCAUUAAUGAGGAAGAGCAGGACAACAAUGAAACUCAACAGCAUUUAAUCACAGCAUUUGAAAAGGCCAUGGUUCUCAUGGAUCCUGUACCAGGAGAGGAACACAAGAAGCUCUCAGCUGACUAUGUCAAAUGCCUUUCUAAACUGCCACAAGAGGAAGCCAAAAUGAAACAGGCAUGUGAGUCCAUGCUGUCCCUCUACCCCAACCAAAGUUAUCCUCUUGAAGUCCUUUGCUCUUACUACCUCAAAACAGGUGUUCAGAAUGUGGAUGCAGUCGGCUGUUUCUCCCGGCUCCUGGAUCUGGCCCCUAACAGCGGAUUAGGUCACUUGGGUCUGGGCACCAAAGCACUGCAAGAAGGAAGGUUUAAAGAUGCCACUAAGGACCUUGCACAAGGGUUAAAGAAAAUGAGCUCCAGCACAGGAUGGUGCAGUCUGGCUGAAGCCCAGUUUAAAAUGCAGAGAUACUCAGACAGUGCUAUGUCAUGCUCCCAAGGUCUGACAGUGUGUGUUUCCGGAGACAAGGAGCUGAGGGUCAAACUGCUGAGGCUGAAGCUAGAGGCUUUAGUCAGGAGUGGAGGAGAAGCGUCUGCCUACCAGGCUUUGGAGACAUUCUCACAGAUCCCGGACUCUGAAAAAGACCCAGUUCUAGUAGCCCUGAGAGGACGUGCAUACCUUAACAAGGGACAAGUUGAUGAAGCACUUAAGGUAUCAUCAGAGCUGGUGGCCUCUAACCCGAACCUGGCCCAGGGCUUGGUACUGAGAGGACUGGCACAGUUGGCUCAGGGGCAGCAACAGCUGGCAGAGGAGAGUUUUCUAAAGGCGGCUAGCCAGAGCCCAGACUGUGCAGAGUAUUAUUUCUUGCUGGGAAAACUCUACUGGGACAUGGGAGAAGAGACCCGUAAGGACCGGAGCAAAGCCCAUACACAUUUUCUCAAGGCUGCAAAGUUCGACCCACACCUUGGUUGUGUAUUCCGCUACCUCGGACAUUAUUACCGGGAGGUGGCAAAUGAUCAUGGCCGGGCACGAGGCUGCUAUAAGAAGGCCUUUGAGAUGGAUGACGAUGAUGCGGAGUCUGGAGCUGCCUCCGUGGAUCUUAGUAUGGAGCAGGACGACAUGGACACUGCCUUAGCAAUACUCCAGUCAGUGAUUGAGAAAGCCACUCCCGGGUCAGCGAAAUGGGCCUGGAUGAGACGAGGGCUGUACCACCUGAAGGUUGGGGACCAUCAACAAGCUAUAGCUGAUCUGCAGGCAGCUCUGAGAGCAGACCCCGAGGACUGGGUGUGUUGGGAGUGUUUAGGCGAGGCCUACUUGAACCGCCGGAGCUUCACAGCAGCUCUGAAGGCCUUUGGUAAGGCCCAUCAGCUUCAACCCUCCUCCAUCUACAGUGUCUACCAGGCUGCUGCUAUUAAACAGACCCUGGGCAAGUUCAAAGAGGCAGUUGCAGAGUACUUGCAGAUCACAGCACAGCAGGACUAUGUUCCUGCUCUUAAAGGUCUUGGGGAGUGCCAGCUGUCUCUGGCAAAAGGUUUGAUGGAAGACUGUCGAGAUGGGGGAGCCAUUGACCUCAUUCAGCAAGCCAUACAGAACCUCUUCCGAGCUGUGGUGCUGCGUCCAGACCUGUCCUGUUUGUGGAAGCUGUUGGGAGACGCUUGCACCGCAGUCAGCUCCGUGUCGUCAAACAGAGCCCAGGUUCUAGUGCCCGCCCUGCUGGCUGGUUUAGACACCAACACCCAGAGCCACGCACUGAACCAGGCCCAGACACUCAAAGUUGGUGAGAGGUGUUAUGUCCGUGCUUUGAAGCUGAUGUCUGAAGUUCCCACCCUUUGGUAUGACCUAGGGCUCAACUAUUACCGCCAGUCCAGCGUACCCAGACCUGAUGAUGUAGACCAGAACUCCCAAUCUCUGCUCCUAGUGAAGGCCCAGCAGUGUUUAAAAAAGGCUAUUAUGAUGGACAGUGGGACCCAUAGCUACUGGAAUGCCCUGGGAGUGAUUUCUAUGAGCAAAGGUCUUGAGAACUUCGCUUUGGCGCAACAUUGCUUCAUCAAGUCCAUACAAGUUGAGCCAAAUAAUGUUGUUGCUUGGACCAACCUUGGUACCCUUUAUUUGAAAAAGGACAAUAUAGAGCUUGCACACGAGGCCUUCAAGAUUGCCCAGUCGCUGGAGCCGCUUUAUGUCAACUGCUGGAUCGGACAGGCGCUGAUAGCAGAGAGAGUGGGAAGCUAUGACACCAUGGAUCUUUUCAGGCACACCACUGAACUCAGCACACAUAUGGAGGGAGUGAAAGGUUAUACCUUCUGGGUAUGCUCCACCCUGCUUGAUAAGAGCAACAGAGACUCAGAACUAUAUCGCUACAACAUAGUCCAGAUGAACGCCAUCUCUGCUGCUCAGGUGGCACUCAGCAAGUACACAGAGAGGAUCCAGUCUGACCCUGAUGCCUUCAUUAUGCUUGGCUACAUGAAUGAGCAUCUGCAGCUGAAGAGGCAGGCCAUACAGGCUUACAAAAGAGCUGUUGAACUGCUUCAGUCCAUGUCCUCGACAGAACAACUGACUUUUGCUUUGUGUAGCUAUGGCCGUGCUUUGUGCACCUCAGGCCAGUCAGAGGAGGCGGUGCGUGUUUAUAAUUCCACUCCACUGCAGGACCUCAGUGAUCUGGCUGGGCUGGCUCUGGCCUACUGCAGGGCCGGACUCAUCCCAGAGAGCAUUAGCGCCUAUGAACGUGCCUUGGCUGUGGCUUCCAUUGAGAAGGAAAAGGCUUACAUCUUGACCGCUGUGGCGCUGCUUCAACACCGGCAGGGUAACCUAGACUCAGCUAAGACCCUGCUGUUUAAAUGCUCGAUGUUAAAGGAGCCAAUCGCAGAGUCCCUGCUGUGUUUAAGUGCCCUGGGAUUGGUCCACAGUGAUGCUACACUAGCUGCUGCUGCCCUGGCGGAGCUUUUGAAACAGGGUCCAGCCUCAGGGAAAGUUACCGAGCAACGGUGUCUGCUCACCUGCGCCUUGCUCGCCCUGCAGGGCAACUACAGCGCGGUGCAAAGAGAGGCUUCCAGAGCUGUACACAGCAAUCCUGGAAACCCAUCUCUGUGGGCCCUGUUGUCCAGGCUGAUACCACAAUACUACCCCAGAAAGGCAAAUGGCGGAGCGAUGGCUGGUCAUGUUGCCUGUCUCUCCAGUAUGACCCAAGGAAAGAGGGCGCUGCUGUACAGUGGAGUAAACCAGCUGGCUAGUGGGAGACACUCUGAAGAGAACAGUCACAGAAAUGCCCUGAAGACUAUGCAGAGAGCUGUGCUGCUCUGUCCUGAUGAUCCGGCAACCUGGGCGGGAUUGAUGGCUGCCUGUCACACAGAAAACACUUCCUGUUAUCUUUCAGGUUCCGCUCCUUGCAGACGAGGACUGGAGCAAACCCUCAUGUCAGUGGUUUCUGAGAAAGUGCAUAAUGUGGAAGAGAUAGAGCGCCCUCUAGCCCAGACUCUAAAAGGCUGGGUGCUACAGCAGGCAGUCUCUGGUCUCACGCUGGGGGGACAGCUGGAGCAGGCAGAAGCUCUCUGCACACAGGUGCUGAAUGUUUCUCCCGAACACCCGGCAGUGAUGCUGUCCCUGAGACAGGUGCAGUGUCAGCGCCUCCUUUUGGCCGGUGGUGGUACUGCCCUCCCAGACUCCGUACUGGAGCAACUAAACAACACAGUGAUGAUGAACCCCACCAACCUUGGGGCGUGGCAUUGGCUGGCGGAGGUGUAUCGUAGCCAGGGCCUGCUGGUCCAGGCAGUCCUGGCUUACAGGCAGAGUCUGCAGCUAGCCUCACAGCUCGGCCUGCACAGCAGCCAGGUAGCCACCCUGCUGCGGCUAGCCCUGCUAGCCCUCGAACCCUGUCUGGCGGGGGUCCCAAGAAAGGACUGGACGGACAUGAUACUAGAAGCCACCACUGAAGUCUUGAAGCUGGGUUCGUCCCCUAUGGCCCUCCUCUUCCAGGCCCUGCUCCAGUAUGUGACCAAGAUGGCUGCUAGGGAAACAAGGCGUUUGUUGGAGAGACUGGCGUACUCUCAAGACUUCCCAGUGACAGUGGUGCAGGUUGCCAGCUGGUACCUCCUCAGACACUUGCAUGCCAAAAACGACCAGGAGCUAAUCAAUGUCCUUUUGCAACAUGCCAAAAUGAAUGGAGACCAAAGACUGCUGGAGUUUCAUUCACUGCUUGCCUCUUCUUCAACCUGAAUUUUGCAAGUCUACAAAUGCAUCACUAUGAAAUCAUGCAGCUUAGUGGUUUUUAUUUUUUAUUUUACUGUCAGCUUUUCUGCGUCUCUUCACUAAAUAAGAAAAUAUCAAACUGGACAUUAUGGGUCUGAUAUCAUAAUAUUUACUGGCUUUACAUGAUUAUUUGGUUGUACAUUAUACAGUGUUCAUGAAGUCAAAUCAGUUCAGCAAAUCAAAAUCACGAGUGUUUUCAAAAUGAACUUCACAUGAAGUAACAAAUGUUCACAUUCAGGCUGAAAUAAAGGAGUCUUGCGUAAUA
Molecule: messenger RNA, 5116 nt
Organism: Perca flavescens (yellow perch)
Lineage: Eukaryota; Metazoa; Chordata; Actinopteri; Perciformes; Percidae
Gene: skic3
Product: SKI3 subunit of superkiller complex
Exons: 41
Coding region: 109-4818 (1569 amino acids)
Biological process (GO): nuclear-transcribed mRNA catabolic process
Cellular component (GO): Ski complex
Molecular function (GO): protein binding
Source: RefSeq, a predicted model, not a curated record